This is a messenger RNA of Drosophila biarmipes, 918 nucleotides long. Its product is annotated as trypsin alpha-3-like. NCBI's taxonomy places the organism in Eukaryota, Metazoa, Arthropoda, Insecta, Diptera, Drosophilidae. The record is from RefSeq and is a predicted model, not a curated record. Bases 1 to 918 code for a protein of 305 amino acids. Gene Ontology annotation, molecular function: serine-type endopeptidase activity. The transcript has a single exon. Gene Ontology annotation, biological process: proteolysis.
AUGGAUUUUACAAAGUUUGGACGUUGUUCGGGAAUAGCAAUAUUUGCGUAUCUAUGUAUCGUGUUGGCAAGUGGACAAACGCAAAGUUCUUCGUGGAGUGGUUACUACAUAGACAAUGGCACCCACUAUCUGCUAUACCAAGGGCCCAGGCUCAAGGACCAGACCUUUUUCCCGGGCAAUAUAUCUACUAACCCUGCGAUAAAUGCCCUGGAAGCACUGGACUAUCUGCCAACGCGUAUAGUGAAUGGCAAAAGGAUCAAGUGCUCCAGGGCGCCGUAUCAGUGCUCUCUCCAUUUCGAUAAUAACUUCAUCUGUGGCUGCGUAAUACUCUCCCGUCGAUGGAUUCUCACGGCCCAGCAUUGUAAGGUUGGCAGGGCCGGAAGAUAUACUGUUCGAGCGGGAUCGUCGCAGCAGAGGAGAGGAGGUCAACUGCGUCACGUCCAGAAGACAGUGAUCCAUCGGGGCUACAGCGAAAAGACCAUGAGGAACGACCUGUGCAUGAUGAAGCUGAAGAGCCCACUGAAACUCGGCCGGUGUGUGCAGAGAGCGAAGCUUCCUUCCCGCAAAACCAGGCGGUUUCCCAAAUGUUGCCUGGCCAGCGGAUGGGGUCUGACCUCCUCAAACGCCCAGAAUGUCCAGCGGUACUUGCGGGGAGUCGUAGUCUGCAUAGUGAAUCGAAGGAAGUGCCAGCAGGACUAUAGCCAGGCGGGGAUCAGGAUAUACAGGAAAAUGAUCUGCGCCAAGCGAAAGAACCGAGACACCUGCUCGGGAGAUUCUGGAGGUCCGCUGGUCCACGGUGGCAUUCUCUAUGGAGUCACUUCCUUUGGAGUCGGUUGCGGCAAUGUAAAUUACCCGGGAGUUUAUGUGAAUGUCUUGCAAUUUGUUAAAUGGAUAAAGGAGGUGGUGCGAAAUAAUUGA